AUCCACGAUGUAGAGAAGAGAGUGUCUGAUCUCUGAUGUUUAAUUAACCCCCACGCCAAAACAAAAUAACAAAGCGACUGCGAUACGGCCACCGGCGCGCACAUGCAACAGCUCGUACGUCGUGCGAUACUACGAUAAUAUGCCGAUUACCGACAUUGACGAAUUCAUAAUUCGUAUUGCUUGAGUCAAAGUGAAACGAAAUGGGACUUUGAAUUUCUACCACACACACGGAUUCCGCGUGUUCGUUGUUCAAGCCAUCAUAUUUCAGUCAUUUUAGUAUACUCGUGUAUGAUUUAAGUUGGCCAAGCUGCUACACGGACUCCAGCGUCCAGACCAAAGAGGUUCAAGAAAUAGCUGCUUAACUGCUUGUGCGCUUACAUUGUCGUCAGUCGUCAUUGUUCAAACAUUCUGUCGAGGGACGUCCAUAUCCUUUGUUUAAGAUCUGUCAACAAUCUAUCCGCCAUUUAAUAUCAUGUCUGAUAACCUGCCCAGAAACUAUAAUGAAUACGACCAUGUACCAAGUACUUCGAGUGUCAACACACCUCACAGCCGCUCACCUGAAAUAUUUAAUCAUGGUUCUAUCUACAGUUUAGACUCAACAAAUGACAAAACCCAAGAAAUUACAAGACACAAGAGUGUUACGCCUUCAAACACAGCUAAACCAAGUGCUUUAAAUAAGAAAAAAACUUCAAAAUCUGAUUUAAAUUCAUCCGGGAUUAAAGUUAUUAGAUGUUCAGAACAAAGUCUCGACAAUGUAGAUGCCGCUAUAUCCAAUGCAGAAAAUGUUUUAAAAAGUAUUGAAAAGAGUCCAAUAGAUCGAAAUACUACAAUGUUCAAAAAUCUUUGCCUAUCAGAAAACGAAGAAGUUUGUGAAGAUAUUGUUCUUACUGGUUGUAAAAAAAAGCGGAAAAAAUCAAGAGAUGAAAACCCUUCAAUUAGAAAAUAUACUCAAAAAGUUUCAAGUCGUAUCGUAAAUAAUGGUAGUUCAAGUAGCAAAAUGGAAACUGAUAUGGACAACAUAAAUAUAAACUCUCCUGUUGACAUCGAAGAAGAGUCUAAUGAUAGUUUGGAUUCCACUUCAACAACUACUGUGGUUCCUAACUUGGUAAUGUCAACUCCCAAAACUAAAAAUAGAGUAAAGAAAAAUUCUAAUAGUUUAUUAUCUUCUAAUUCUUACCGUGACUUUAGACUAACACAAUCUAAAGAUACUGCAUCUAUAACAUUUCCGUCUAUUUUAGAAAAUUGUGAUCCAGCAUACCAAUACAUAGUUUCUGAUAGAAGAGUACAAGAUUUUAUAAGAAAUGCAAAAAUGAUGGAACCUGAUGAUGAAGUGAAUGCCUAUGACCCAACAGAAAUAGAAGAAAUUAUUAAUGAUGAAAUAAUUUUAGGUACACACUACUAUUUAGUGAAGUGGAAAAAAUGGUCUAGAGGAUUUAAUACAUGGGAACGAUACGGUGCUCUAUAUAAUUCACAAAAACUCAUACUUAAAUAUAUUGAUAAUAAAAAGACUGAUGAACAUGUAAAUAGAUCUAAAUAUGUAAAUGGAAUAGAACUUAUGAUGUCUAGAAAAAUGAUUUCCAUGAUAUUUGAAAUAUUCAGAACUGAGACUGGAUUAUGUCUGGUAGGAAUUUUACCUGAAGUUAUAACUGGGGUGCUUAAUAGUCACGAAGAUGGUCCUAUUCGAAAACAAACAUUACAACUUCAUUCCCUUCAAAAUUUUUUGACUUCAAUUUCUUUGGGUUACUUUAGACAACAACAGUUGAGCAAACUCCAACUUUGGGAAAUUGAAAUUAAUGCAAUGACUAAAAGUUCUCAGAUUAAAGUAGUAAAUAACAUGGACCUUGAAGGACCACCAGAUUUUUUUGGAUACAUUAAGGAUUAUCUUCCUCAAAAGAACAUUAUUAUACCAGAUGAUCCUCCUAUUGGAUGUUCUUGUAGAAGAAAUUGUCUAUCUCCUGAAGAAUGUUGCUAUGAAAUGUCGGGUUGUUUAAAAGCCUAUGAUAAUAAUAAGAAAAUAGUGGUACCUCCUGGUAAUCCAGUAUUUGAAUGUAAUAAAAAAUGUAUAUGUACAGAGGCUUGCCCUAAUAGAGUGGUCCAACUUGGUAGCAAAGUAAAUAUUUGUAUUUAUAAGACAAGCAAAUAUGGCUGGGGUAUUAAAUCUGCCCAAGACAUUCAAAAAGGACAAUUUGUUGGUAAAUAUAUUGGUGAAAUUAUCACAGUUAAAGAAUCUGAACAACGUUUAAAAAAAGGGACGUCUUCAUUGGACAAUAUGUGGAACUUGGACUUUGAUGAUUCACAAAACUAUAAAUAUAUCAUUGAUGGUACACAUUUUGCAAAUUUCACAUAUUUUAUAAAUCAUUCAUGUGAUGCAAACUUAAACGUUUAUGCUGUAUGGAUUAAUUGUCUUGAUAGAAAUCUUCCAGAGUUGGCCUUAUUUGCUAGUAGAGAUAUUUCGGCUGGUGAACAGCUUACAACAGAUUAUUUUUCUCGGUGUAAUCAAGAUACUUUGAAAAAAAAUGGCACUAGAUGUCAAUGUGAUAUGAAAAACUGCCAAGGCUAUUAUUUUUAAGUUUAAAAUUACAUUUUUAUGAUAAGUUUAUCAUACAAAACAUAUUAUUUAGCAAUAUUAACCUAUCCUUUAUAUUUAUUAUAAGUUUAAUACUUAAUGAUAAUUUUAUUGAUAAAGUUAAGUUAUAGACUAUAGAUUUAAUUGUAUUUUUUUACUGAUCAUAUUUUACAAAUUUAUGUAGAACAUUUUAUGUAAUUGAUAAAAAUUUUGUAUAAUUUGACUAUAUAAUAUAUUUAAGUUAUGUAAAA
Acyrthosiphon pisum (pea aphid) is the source of this 2817-nucleotide messenger RNA. RefSeq lists its product as uncharacterized. The record is from RefSeq and is a predicted model, not a curated record. Gene Ontology annotation, molecular function: protein binding; histone H3K9 methyltransferase activity; zinc ion binding. Gene Ontology annotation, cellular component: nucleus. NCBI's taxonomy places the organism in Eukaryota, Metazoa, Arthropoda, Insecta, Hemiptera, Aphididae. The transcript is spliced from 4 exons. Bases 473 to 2569 code for a protein of 698 amino acids.